GGAAAAAAUGGAACUGCUAAUGUAUGCAUGUGCAAUAUUUGCGCUGCAACUAAUUCAAUUAUCAGGUUCCUUAGGAGUUAGUUGGGAAGAAUGGUGGACCUACGAUGGAAUUUCUGGUCCAGCAUUUUGGGGACUAAUAAAUCCUGAAUGGAGUUUAUGCAACAAAGGUCGACGACAAUCACCUGUAAAUUUAGAGCCACAACGAUUAUUAUUUGAUCCUAAUUUAAGGCCUUUGCAUAUCGAUAAGCAUAGAAUUAGUGGAACAAUAGCAAAUACAGGACAUAGUGUAAUAUUUACAGCUGACAAUGAUACAAUAUAUAAUUCAUACAGUAGCAAUAGCAACAGCAUGAGUGGAAUGGGAAGCAACAUGCAAAUAAGCAACCAAAUUCCGGUUAAUUUAACGGGCGGCCCACUUUCAUAUCGCUAUAGAUUCCACGAGAUUCACAUUCAUUACGGCCUUCAUGAUCAAUUUGGGAGCGAGCACAGUGUUGAAGGCUAUACAUUUCCGGCAGAGAUUCAAAUAUUUGGGUACAAUUCUCAGUUGUACUCAAACUUCUCAGAUGCCGUCUUUCGAGCUCAAGGAAUUGUGGCUGUUUCAGUGUUGCUUCAGCUGGGAGACUUGUCUAAUCCCGAGCUGAGAAUGCUGACCGAUCAAUUAGAAAAAAUACGGUUUGGUGGUGAUGAAACACCAGUGAAACGGAUUUCCGUUCGAAGUCUUCUUCCUGAUACUGAACAUUACAUGACCUACGAGGGUUCAACUACAUCUCCUGCAUGUCAUGAGACUGUUACGUGGAUAGUUUUAAAUAAACCAAUUUACAUAACAAAACAACAGUUACAUGCACUGCGACGGUUAAUGCAGGGCGGUCCCGACCAUCCAAAGGCACCACUCGGAAAUAAUUUCCGACCACCUCAACCGCUUUUACAUCGACCUGUGAGAACAAACAUCGACUUUCGUAGUAAACAGCCCAACGGAAAAGCAUGUCCAACGAUGUAUAAGGAUGUUCAUUACAAAGCCAACACAUGGAAACAACAUUGAAGAUGUUUGCAAACUCAAUGCAUAUCCGAUGAUCUUCCACUUUAAAAAAAGAAUUAAACUUGUAAUGAGAUGUCAUAUUUAAGUAAUCAAUAACCACCAUUUGUUUGGACCUCAGCUCGUUAUGAGUUUACGCCUAAGUAAUUUAUGUUCAAUUAAAAGUGUAAAUAAUGCCAACAAUAAAUCAGAAGAGUGCGGAUUUCCGGCUUGUAUAAAUAGUUACUAUAAUAAUAUGAAAUCAUCAAUUAAGGUUAAAUAGAAAGUUUAAAUUGGUUGAUGAUUUUCAAUGACGACUCGUGUGUAAAGUUCAAUUAAUUGUAUCGUUAAAAUAUCUUAAAUCAAUAGCGCUUAUGGUUUCAAAGCCAUGCCCAUAAGUAUAUUUAGUACAAUAAUUAUCAAAAUAAUCUCUUUUAAGCUCUGUUUAGGAAAACAUGGAAUAAAUACUGGUUUAGUGAUAAAUACUAAAUAAUCAUUUAUUUAGGAAAAAUUUAAAAAAAAUUCAUUUGAUUUCACAAAUUUAUGAAGCUUUUCAUUCCUAGUAGGAAUGUUUGUGGUUAUUUUUUAUUUCUGUAAAUAUGAAACACAAAACAAUGUUGAAAAGCAAAAAUAGGUAAUUCCACUUUAAAACAUUAUAGGUAGUUAAAGGAAAUUGUAAAGGAAAAGUAUGUGGUAGGAGUAAAUUUAUAGCAAAUCCAAAAUUUCUUUUCCUUUUUUACUUGUGGCAGCCACUUGAAAUUUUACAAUUUGUUUCUUGGUUCUUUAAGAUUUCAUUUUUCAUUUUUUUGCUUGAUUUUGUUAUUGUUUCUUAAAAAGAAAAUUUUACAUUUAACGAAAACAUGAACCGCAAACUUCUCUACAUUUUCAAUCUUUGAAAUUCAGUUUUGAAGUUUCAGUUUUUCCAUGAAAAUUUCGCGUUAAAGAAAAGAGUAGAAAACUUACAGAACAAGCGCUUUCAGGUUCUUGUGCCUGUAGUUAUAAACAUUUUUAAAACCUUCAGUGUGAAACUGCUGGUUCUGAUUCCCGCUCUAAGAAAAGUUCAAGUGAUUUGUUUUUUGAGAUCGAAAAAUAUCUGGAGUAAAGUUUUGCUGCAUGCAAACGAGAGUGAGUAGUAAAUAAUACGAAAACUUAUAAUUCUAUAAACUU
Messenger RNA from Clunio marinus, 2176 nucleotides. NCBI's taxonomy places the organism in Eukaryota, Metazoa, Arthropoda, Insecta, Diptera, Chironomidae. The record is from the annotation of a GenBank genome assembly.